AUGCUAGUAUUUUUCUGCUGGCGCACUUAUCAGGGGCGGACUGUCCAAUACCGUCGAAGCCGAAGACUGUCCACCACAGAAGGGGGAGGUAACCCAAUUCAAAUUUGCGGUAGCUCAACUAACGAAGAGAGCCAGCUGGAGCACCACAAUCCUCACCUUUCCGAUUCUGCUGCUGCUGAGGAAUAUCCGUUGCCACUCAAAAAGAGGUUGUUGGCACGGGUGGUUGAAGCUGGUACAGGUGGGGGUGAACGUAAUCCCCAUAACCAAGGGCACCAGCAGCAUCACCAUGGAAGCGGUGAAGUCCAGGUCAACUAUUUUCCACCUCAGACGUUCCCAAUGCGGGAUCAGGUUGCCCAUGCAACAUUUUCGGUUCCCAAUUUACUGUCUUCAUCGCACUUGCGGACGCCGCCUGUGCUAGAUCCAGCAACAGGCCUGUCGAAUCUCCCCCUUCGCCAGCAUCGUGCUGGACAGGUUGAUUCAGGCAAAAGGUAUAAAACCCCCAAGAAAUCCCGACAGCUGAAGAGCCAGAUACGGCGGACGCCGCGGCAGCUGCAGCAAGAGCGGCGUCACCGCCAGCAGGUGCACCUGCGGCAACACGACGACACGAGCGACCCGAAUCAACAGCAGCACUUGCACUGGGGGCACGUGGGUUGGCAGAAGCAGCCGGAGCAGCUCCAGCCUUUGCUUAAACGGAAGAAGCACCCCCCGGCUUUGCCUCAACAAGAUCAGCGGCAGGUAAUACAAACUCAGAAGCAGCAGCAGGCAACGGAAGCGAGAGAACAGCAACUGGAGCAAACGAAGAGCAAGCGAGGACAGCAAGAGAAACCACAGCAGCCACAGGACCUCUUGCAGCCUGCAGAUACGGCAACGCGAUAUUUGCUGGAAGAUAAAUGGGUUGCCCCGGAGUUUUCAAGUCCGCAGGCCCCUCAGCCCAGCACCUCUCAACAAGUGUUGCAGUUUUCUGCUGCUAAAGCAUCAGAAAGUCCCUCCACUUCCGCGAGCUCUAGCGUGCAGGUCAUUUCGGGUUUUCCACUAGAUCUUGGCGCUCAUGCUUCUACAGCUGGUGGAGGGGAUUCACGGGAUGGAGCAGCUGCAGCACCCGCAGAACAGGCUGCUGCAGCGAAGGUCGAAUCUUGUUGUGACCUGUCCUCCUCUGGUGCAACGGCGCCAAUUGGGGAGGACAUGAUCAUGACGGUACCUGGGUCUUCUAGUUCAUUGAUUCUUGACACAACUACAGAUGCAAAUAAAGCGGCAGCUGCCGUUGGGAAAGCGGCAGCUGCUGCAGUUUCAACGGGAGCAAGCUCCUCCAUGCCCAUAUAUGUGCCGAGCCCGUCAAUCACUAAGCUGCUAGGAACGCAGACUGCUGACCAUGAAAGAAAACGCCCCUUUGUGAGUCUGCCGAAGCGAAUCAAGGACACAUCUUCGGAUUCGAUUUCGGUUGAAUUUGAGCGCGCCGUGACAAGCCGGCGUAUACCGUGCAGCGCAUGGGCUUCGUUGCAUAAGGCCCACAAGCUGCUGUCGCAGGAAGUUUUGGUCGACACUCACAUGAUGGAGUUAGCUCAAAUAGCAGAAGAUCUAGUAGGGAACGCAAUGCAUUUCCAGGGACAAGACUUGUCGCAACAUCAGACCUACCGUGCAGUUGAACGCUUAGCGAUCCGUUUCAUGCUGCUGGACGUUGUGGUUUCCACCUUGAUGAUUCUCGAGCAGAAACCAGACCCUGGCCAAUGGAAACGUUUUGCAGAGGCCAUUAGCGACGCCGCCCCCGAUCCUGCCACAACGGCAAACUACACGCAGCGAGCGCUUUUUUCCUUAUCUCUGGCUCAGGAGCUGGGUAGGGGAAUACGAAUACUGAAAACGGGAAAGAGGCCGCAUCCAGAUGAACUCGUGAAGAUCAGGCGAAUGCUGUUCUGUUCCCCUUUAUCUCCUGCGCGUUUCAGAGAACGGGAUUUCGAUCACUGGAGGUUGGAAGACGGAACAGCCCCUGCUUGGUCUUAG
Molecule: messenger RNA, 1995 nt
Organism: Eimeria maxima
Lineage: Eukaryota; Apicomplexa; Conoidasida; Eucoccidiorida; Eimeriidae
Exons: 1
Coding region: 1-1995 (664 amino acids)
Source: RefSeq, a predicted model, not a curated record